Messenger RNA from Salmo salar (Atlantic salmon), 1610 nucleotides. Its product is annotated as electron transfer flavoprotein regulatory factor 1-like. NCBI's taxonomy places the organism in Eukaryota, Metazoa, Chordata, Actinopteri, Salmoniformes, Salmonidae. The record is from RefSeq and is a predicted model, not a curated record. Gene Ontology annotation, biological process: respiratory electron transport chain. Gene Ontology annotation, cellular component: mitochondrion.
UUGUAGGAAGAUAAGGCUGAAAGAAGCAAAACACAGACUUGCAGCACGCUUCCAGUAAAAGGAAGCUGAUUUGCUGUCACUUGCUCACCUUGAGUCCUAGCUAACUGGUAAUCUAACUUACUCUGGCUAUUAACACAUGGCUACUUAUGCAACUAGCUACUUGGCUUGUAAACAUAUCAACCUAACCACAAUAUUAAUUUUCUAACUGGUUAGCUUGCUAUAUAGGUAAUGAAAUAACAUUUGUUGGAAAACUGGUUACUAUCUUCUCUUGGUGGGAUAUAUUUCAACUCUUUUCGCGUCCAAGUUACUAUUGAAAUGCAACCGCACGCGCAGUAGGUCAAUGUUUUGGUUUGCGACAUGUCAAAGGAUUUACGGCGUUGUUUAUGAACUCCGGAAGGGCAACGUAAGCAGUUGUCGACACUACUUAAUUGCAAGGAUUUAUUUAUAAGGGACCUUAUAAUUAGUGAAGGCUGCUACAGUCUCAGGCAGUGACAUGGCCAACCCUCUGAGGAGUGAGGUUAGACAGCUAUACAAGAACCUCCUGUUUUUGGGACGGGAAUACCCCAAAGGAGCAGACUACUUCGGGGAACGUCUGAAGAGAGCCUUUAUGAAGAACAAAGAUGUCACAGACCCUAAGGAGAUCAAAAAGCUAGUCGACCGUGGGGAGUUUGUGAUAAAGGAACUGGAGGCCCUGUACUAUCUGAGGAAGUACAGAGCCAUGAAGAAGCGUUACUACGAAGAAGAAUUGUCCACCAUGCUGAAUAUAGGCUGACCGAUAGAUUGAUAUCCUAGAUGUUUGGCAGUUAAAUCUUCAGUAUGCAAGUUUUAGUUUAGCCGUCCAUGAACAAGAGUGUUAUUAGCAACCUAAACAUACUUAGACACAAAUGUUAGCUAUAUAUUACAGUAACAUUUUUAUUUUACUAGGCAAGUAAAUUAAGAACAAAUUCUUAUUUAAAAUGACGGCCUAGGAACAGUGGGUUAACUGCCUUGUUCAGUGGCAGAAUGACAGAUUUUUACCUUGGGGAUUCGAUCUUGCAGCCCCUCGGUUGCAACCUUUCGGUUACUAGUCCAACGUUCUAACCACUAGGCUACCUGCCUCCCCAAAUGAGCUACACUUGCCUCUCUUACCCACCUCGAGCUGUGGAAUGACAUCCACCAAAUGACUACAUACAGUUCAAAUGCCUCCAGUUCUCUUGUGUAUAUAAUUGUAAAUAAUACAUUAUAGAAUGUAUUGAUAACUUGUACAAUGUAACUUAAUGAUCUAAGUAUAAACGAGACACAGCUAUUUCAAAAUUAAUAUUUAUUUUAAAUGUACAACACUGAUAGCCAUAUUUUUUUAAUAAAUGGGAAACAUAAGUCAAGUCAAAGAUAUUUCAUUAUUAACAAUCCUAACUCUACUUGUUUUUUCAAGUUGAUGUGAUGUAGGCUACAUACAGUGCCUUCAGAAAGUAUUCACACCCUUCCACAUUUUGUUAUGUUACAGCCUGAAUUUAAAAUGUAUUACAUUUAGAUUUUGGGUCACUUGCCUACACAAAAUACCCCAUAAUGUCAAAAUGGAAUUAUAUUUUUUGAAAUUGUAACAAAUUAAUUAAAAAUGAAAAUCUGUCAUG